UAUAUCGAUGUUUGCUGGGAUGUUUUACGACCAGUAUUGGUUAACACGACGUGUCAUAUGUCGUAUGAGGAUGUGCCACGUCAUAUUAUUAAUUACAGUUAGUUUAUCUCUGCGGCUUUUUGUAGACUUAGUUGCGGAACAGUAUCAAUCAGUCUGGGAUGAACGGAAGUGAUGGGCAGCAAGGCACUACCCCAUUUCUCAUCAGGAACUGUCAUCAGGGGCUUCGGUAGAGGCUCGAAGGCCCUUGGCAUUCCGACAGCUAAUUUACCGGAAGUUGUGGUCAAUGAUUUACCGAAAGAAUUAAAUACCGGAGUUUAUUACGGCUGGGCUUCCUUGCAUGGGCAAGUUUAUAAAAUGGUCACCAGUAUAGGCUGGAAUCCAUACUACAAGAAUGAGAAAAAUCAAUGGUAUAAGAAAUAAUAUAUUAAAAAAAAUGAAGAAGUUCACCUGCUACAUAAAUUCCAUAAUGACUUUUAUGGUGAAGAGCUCAAAGUGAUAAUUAGUGGAUAUAUACGACCAGAAAGAGAUUUUUCCUCGCUAGAGGAACUGAUUAAAGAGAUAAAGAAUGAUAUUGCGUUUGCAGAGCAAAAAUUAGAAGAACCUGUUUUAAAUAAAUUGAAAGACGAUGAGUUUUUAAUAACUAAUAAACAAACAAAUAAUUAAGAUCUAUGAAAAAUGUCAUUCUUCAUCUAAUAAAUAAAUGUAAUUGUUAUUUUUA
Nylanderia fulva is the source of this 718-nucleotide messenger RNA. NCBI's taxonomy places the organism in Eukaryota, Metazoa, Arthropoda, Insecta, Hymenoptera, Formicidae. The record is from RefSeq and is a predicted model, not a curated record.